Molecule: messenger RNA, 432 nt
Organism: Triticum turgidum subsp. durum (durum wheat)
Lineage: Eukaryota; Viridiplantae; Streptophyta; Magnoliopsida; Poales; Poaceae
Source: the annotation of a GenBank genome assembly
AUGGCAACCAUCUUUGGGACAACCGCGGCUUCGGGGAUGAAUGCUAGGUCUGGGAAUGAUCUGCUCUCUAUUGAUGUGGAAGAUGAGGAGAAUAGUGAGGUGAACACAUCACCAAAUGUUGCUGAAUCCUCUCACCCCAAAGGACCACCAAAAAAGAAGGCCAAGGUAGUGAAAGUUCUUGAAGAUCCACUAGUUACCACUCUCAAUUAUGUGUUCAAACUUGUGGUUGAUGCUCUUAUCAAGUCUGAGGAUGAUGAUGAUAUACCCGCUGAACUUUGGGAUGAGGUCUGCAAGUUGGGAGAAUUUGAUGAAGAGCACCUAGCCCACUACUAUGCUCAUCUUGUUGACAAUCCGAAGAUCGCAAAAGCCUUCAUGACACUUUCCCAAACCAACAAAUCUGUUUGGGUGAGUAGGUACGUGAAGAACUUCUAA